UGCCAGGAACUGGCCUGGCUACUGUUCCUGCUGCCGCUGGUGGCGCGGCGGGCUGAGGAGGUCCGUGGCGGGCAAGGCGGCGGAGGCUCAGGGAUCCCGAGGGUGAAGCUGAUGCCUUGCGGUGCCGAGCGCUGCUGCUCGUGGCUGAGUCUUCCCCGCCUGGCUGGGGAUGCUGAGUAAAGGGACGCUGCUGCGCGUGCUGUCUGCCAUCAAUAGGAGACGGAGGAUGAAGCUGUUGAUGGGGCUCGCUCUGGUCGCCUAUGUCGUCUCUGUAUGGGGAAAUGUGCUCAACAUGAGGUUUAUCCAGGAUAAUGGGGAUCAAAAAGUAGAAAAUAAAAUUGAAGAGGUUAUUGCACCUCUAAGGGAAAAGAUCCGAGAAUUAGAGAAAAGUUUUACUCAGAAGUACCCACCAGUGAAGUUCUUAUCUGAAAAGGACCGUAAAAGAAUUUUGAUAACUGGAGGAGCAGGGUUUGUGGGUUCUCAUCUUACUGACAAACUAAUGAUGGAUGGCCAUGAAGUUACAGUUGUGGACAACUUCUUUACGGGCAGGAAAAGAAACGUGGAACACUGGAUUGGCCAUGAGAACUUUGAACUGAUUAAUCAUGAUGUCGUAGAGCCCCUGUACAUUGAAGUGGACCAGAUUUAUCACUUAGCUUCUCCAGCUUCUCCUCCAAAUUAUAUGUAUAAUCCCAUAAAGACAUUAAAGACAAACACAAUUGGAACAUUAAAUAUGUUAGGUUUAGCAAAACGUGUUGGAGCCCGUCUUCUCCUUGCAUCCACUUCUGAAGUGUAUGGAGAUCCUGAAGUUCACCCACAAAAUGAAGAUUACUGGGGUCAUGUGAAUCCUAUUGGACCUAGAGCAUGUUAUGAUGAAGGAAAGAGAGUUGCUGAAACCAUGUGCUAUGCCUAUAUGAAGCAGGAAGGUGUUGAAGUAAGAGUUGCCCGAAUCUUCAAUACAUUUGGUCCCCGGAUGCACAUGAAUGAUGGCAGAGUUGUUAGUAACUUUAUCUUGCAAGCUCUUCAAGGAGAACCCUUAACUGUAUAUGGGCCUGGCACUCAAACCAGAGCAUUCCAGUAUGUCAGUGACCUUGUGAAUGGGCUCGUGGCCUUAAUGAAUAGCAACGUUAGCAGUCCUGUUAACUUGGGGAAUCCAGAGGAACAUUCUAUUCUAGAAUUUGCCCAGUUAAUUAAAAAGCUUGUGGGCAGUGGAAGUGAAAUCCAGUUUCUGUCAGAAGCCCAAGAUGAUCCUCAAAAAAGGAAGCCAGAUAUCAAGAAAGCCAAAUUAUUGCUUGGUUGGGAACCUGUGGUUCCAUUGGAAGAAGGUUUAAAUAAAGCAAUUCAUUAUUUUCGGAAAGAACUGGAAUAUCAAGCAAAUAACCAAUAUAUUCCUAAACCAAAACCUGCUAGGAUAAAAAAAGGAAGAAGCAGACAUAACUAAAAAUUCAAUUGGACAAGAAAUGACAUUUCUUACCUUGAAUUUGAGAAGAUGUCAUAUGUCUUUUGGUAAAGACUUCAGAACAGGUAUCAUGAAGAAAAAAAAAACUGGAAUUUCACUCUGAAGCUUGCUUUAAAGAAGUGGAUGUGCCUCAACAAGAAAACUGCAGUUCUUGCCUUGCACUUUUUAAAUCUGUCUUUUUAUGUAAAAUAGAUGCAUCCUUUUUUAGUAUCUUCAGGUUUUAUAUCUUGCUGUGAGAUCAUUUGUUAUAACUGUCCUUGACAGUUUUAUUUACUGGUUUCUUUGUGAAGCUGCGCAUAAGAUAAGGGCAGAAUUGCCAAUUUAUUUAUAAAAUGGGUACUUUAAAUGAGAGAGACUAUGCAUAAAGGAAAAAAAAGUAGCAGUAUUGUCAGAUGACAAACACUGGCAUUUAGAAAAUAUCUGUACAAGAGUUUUAUGUAUUCCUUAAACCCCUUCCCCUCCCACACCCAACAUUUAGUUCUAGUUGCACACUUGAAUUUGAACUAUUUCCACUGAUAAAUGCUAUUUUAAAUCACUACUGUAUUGUGCAUACUCUGGGCAAAAGUUAAUGUAUUAUUGGCUACCAGUGGUUGAAUAUGCUAUUUUAAUAAAACACUGAACCUUACAGAUUUAAGUAAAAGAAAA
This is a messenger RNA of Pantherophis guttatus, 2101 nucleotides long. It is a transcript of the gene UXS1, whose product is annotated as UDP-glucuronate decarboxylase 1. The record is from RefSeq and is a predicted model, not a curated record. NCBI's taxonomy places the organism in Eukaryota, Metazoa, Chordata, Lepidosauria, Squamata, Colubridae. Gene Ontology annotation, biological process: D-xylose metabolic process. Gene Ontology annotation, molecular function: NAD+ binding; UDP-glucuronate decarboxylase activity. Gene Ontology annotation, cellular component: cytoplasm.